This is a messenger RNA of Macaca mulatta (Rhesus monkey), 2900 nucleotides long. NCBI's taxonomy places the organism in Eukaryota, Metazoa, Chordata, Mammalia, Primates, Cercopithecidae. The record is from RefSeq and is a predicted model, not a curated record.
GGGGGGGUUGUGUGUGUGUCUCCCAAUGGUGUGUGAGUGUGUGUUUGCGUGUGUCUGUCCAUCUCCCAAGGGAACAGAGCACUGCUGAGUUCAGGCUGAUUAUUAGCUCGUGGACUGUUAGCAAAAUACAGUCACAAGAAGGCUGUGUGCUGAUUUGUCUUUUGCGGUGACAUCAUGUUGCUCAUGUUUUAUGUUUUUCAGAGUUCAUUAGUUUCUAUUUGUUCUCAGUUAAUAUCUAGCUCCAGAGAUUGUGUAAGUAGAAUACCCCCAAACUGAAAAUCACCUAGGGAAAAUAUAGGAAACAUAUGUCACCCAUUUAAACUAUAGUUGAAAACGUGUACACUUUAGUUUCCUGUAGCCAACACUGGAUCAUGGGUAAGGGCACAGAAUCCCAGGGUUGGACUGCCUGGGUUCAAGUUCCAACUUAGCCACUUGCUGGCUGUGAAAUACUUGACAGCUUUAAGUGUCAGUUUCUCUCUCUCUCUUUUUUUUUUUAAACUUAAUCCCAAAUGUGAUAGUAAGUCUCAGUUUCUUGAUCUGAAAAACAAAUUAUUCAACGAGAGUCGGUGUGAAAACUUGAAAGUUUUUAAAGCCACCGCCUGGCUCAGGAAAGUCCUCAGCUUUAGCGGUUAUUAGCUAUGAUAAUUAUUGUGUUGGCUACACGUGCAUUAAUGAGGCAGGAAAAUGCUCAGGGACAACAAUGAAGAAUCCUAAUGAUCUCAUCGGACCGGGAGGGAGGCCUAUGUGUCCAUGCUCAUGUUUCAGCUCAGAGCCGUUUGUCUAGAAGGCUCUUGAACUCAGAGACCCAGGCACUAUCAAGUUGACUUUGCUGUGGAGCCCGCACUUUUGUUGAUCAAUGAAAUUGACAUAAUGCUUGUUUUUUUUUUUUUUUGCACCAACCAUGUGCCUAGAGUUACUUGUGUCAAGAGGAGCAUGCUUCAGUUGGCUGGAGUGAGCAAUUCAUCUUGUGGAGGAAUGAGAAAUGUUAGUGCUGAGACAAGAAACAGAAAACCCCAGGGUAAGGGCAGCAAAGCCGAGGAGAAUGGCUCCGACAGCUUCAUGCACUCCAUGGACUCACAGCUGGAGCGGCAAAUGGAAACCACCCAGAACCUGGAGAACUCCUAUAUGGCCAUUGUCAACAACACCAUGUGGGACCUCACGACCAAGGAGUUCAUCUUCUUGGAGCUGCUGUCCACCCUGGCAUCCUGAAAUUGAACCUGCAGGACAACCAGGAGUCCUGUCCCUGUACUCGUGUGGGGACCAGAACACGCUGAUGGAGGAGUCAGCAGACCAGGCACAGUGGUGCGCUGAGAUGCUGUGCAUGCACCACAUGCUGAAGGAGGCGCUCAGCGUCAUCGGCGACAUCAACAAGGCCACCAUCAGCACGCCCACGUGGUCUGUGGACAACUCCUGGCUGCAGGUGCCGAGAGUCCUUGCCGGACGCAGGUACGAUGGCCGGCCCCCAAGGCCCCAAAGUCCCCCAGGCCCCAUGGCUGAGCCUGGGGCUCUUGGAACAGGCUCUGUGCCCAAGCUGACAGACGUGGGUGCUCUCUGGAACCAUCAGAAAGCUCAUGGUUUAUGGUGUAAGGGCUGAGAGCUGGGAGGGGGUUGUGUGUGGGGCUGCACUCUGAGGCGGCCAGAGGCCUAGGAAUGUCAUCCUGGGCACGCCGUACCUGUUGUGCAGUCUGAGUCAUGCUGCCAGGGCAGAGUAUCCAGCUCCCAGCCUGGGAGUGCUGAGAGCCAAAUCCACUGCAGAGGAGGGGUGAGAGUCAGGGUCCCACCUCCUCUAUCUGUCGGCAAUCCAGUUGUGAUCUAGGAUAAAACCUCGAGAGUCCCAUACACACGGUCAACCCAGAACACACCUCACAGGCCAGGUAGGGACACACAGCCCCCUUCUCUCCCUCCCAGGUCCCAUCAUAGCUGCCAGCGUGUGAGGGAAGGCAGGGUCCCUGGUCCCCGCUGAAGCACUAUCUCAGGCUAGCAGGCUCACGCACCAUGGCCUGUUGCUCCUAGAGGUCGCCUCUGCUAUUCAGCCAAGGGGACCACAGUGCCUGGUGUCCUGGCUGAGCUCUGCCCGGCAAGCCCACCCACCUCCCCUGCCAUGGACUCUCCCUCUUCUGCUUUUCCCAACAGGAAGGGCCCAGCCUCACUUACACGACCUGCAACCCCCAACAAGCUGAGGCUCCCCUAUUAGACUUAUAAGCUAUAGCCAGUGGCAUCCGGCUGCCUGCCCUCCCUGCCUCCCCCAGGGUCCCUUCAGAGGAUCCUGGGCCUUCUGACUGCCCAGAGGGUUCUCCGGCGAUCACUUCAGCCAUCCAUCCCUUUUAGCUUCAUCAUUCCUGGUUCAAGCAGUGUUCCUUCUCUGUCAGGCCUGGUGGCUGUUGCGUUGGGCUCCCCAAGGCGAGAGGUGGCCCCAGAUCAGUCGGUUGGAAGACAGGGUGACCAGAGAAGAGGGAAGCCCGAGGAGGCUGAGCACUGGUCUGACCGGUGGGUGCAUUACCUGGGUGCCGUGGAUGAGGCCAGCGUGAGUGGGGUGGGGAGGGCCGCCACAGCUCCCAGGCUGUGGUUCCAGGAACCUUGACACGCCCACACCUGUGCCUGGCCCUCCCACAACAGCUGUGGCACAUCUGUGCUCUGCACUUGCCUCACCAGCUCUCUGCUCACUUUUCUCCCUCCUGUUUUCUCUCUGCUUUCUCUCCAACUGCCAGCCGACCGGGUCCGGCAAGUCCAUUCCAUCCUGAGAGCCCCAGGCCCUCCUUCGACCUCUAAAUAGUUCCCCCCUCUUCUCAGAGACCUCCCUUUCCAAGCCUGCCUGGGCGGCUGUUCUGUGAUUUGACAGUGGCUCCCCCGGCCCCAAAGCCAGCCCCCUUCAUCUGUGACUUGGUCUGGUGUAGUGGUGA